AUUAAUUUGAAUUACGGCAGUCACUGUGAAUAUACUCAACCGUCUUGAUAAUAAAAUCCACACACAGUUAAUUUGUUAAGUGCACACUGUGCAGAGUCCGAAUUGUAAAUUUAUCGGUAAAUCACAUUGAACGGUAGUUUGAAUCCUGAACUUAUUUUGCAUAUGAAAUGAGUAAUUAAUGAAAAUGCAAAUGUAAUUUGAAAGCAAAAGAACUUCGAAGCAUAGUAAUUAUUCAAUUUGAUUUUCAUUGUUGUUCGGUAUAAAAGAGGCUUACAAAAUAUUUUUCCGAUUAAUUUGUUUUAAAGUGUUGAAUCAAUCACUCAACAAUAGUGGAUUAGUUUUUAAGUGUAACCAGUUAAACGUUGUGUUCGUGAUAAAUUGUGUGUGAUAAACCGUGUUUGAAUUUAACAAAUGGGUUUGGAUGUUGAACAUCUCGCAGGCGAUACCAUUCGCUCUGCUGGAGGUUAUACGUUUCCAUUGAUUUUGCCAUUGAUUUUUGUAACAAUCAGUUUGGCAUUAUUGCAUGUAUAUCUUCAAAGUCGACGAAUAGCAAAAAUUGGCAAUAAAAUUCCCGGCCCACCUACAUUGCCAAUCAUCGGAAAUGCGCAUUACGUUUGGAAUAAAACACACAACGAAAUUCUCGAAUUGGCUCUUGAAUUGAGCAAAGUUUAUACGAAUCUUGCACGUAUUUGGAUUGGACCAAAAUUGGUCGUUUUCUUAACCAAUCCAAAGGACGUUGAAAUCAUUCUCGGCAGUCAUGUACAUCUUGACAAAUCAGAUGAAUAUCGCUUCUUCCAACCAUGGUUGGGAAAUGGUUUGCUAAUUAGCAGCGGUGAGCAUUGGCGCUCACACAGAAAACUCAUUGCACCAGCUUUCCAUCAAAAUGUUUUGAAAUCAUUCAUUCCAACAUUCAACAGUAACAGCUUGAAUGUGGUUAAACGUCUUGAAAAAGAAAUGGGCAAAGUUUUUGACAUUCACGAUUACAUGAGCGAGACCACGGUUGAUAUUUUGUUGGAAACCGCAAUGGGACACAAACGUAUUGGAAAAGACGAUGAUGGUUUCAAAUAUGCCAUGGCUGUCAUGAAAAUGUGUGAUAUUUUACAUGCUCGUCACGUAAAAGUUUAUUUGCGUUUCGAUGCAAUUUUCAAUUUGACAAAAAUCAAGGAAAAGCAAGAAGAACUAUUGAACACAAUCCACGGUUUGACGAAACGUGUUAUCAAAGAAAAGAAACGACUUUUCGAAAAGAAUUAUAAAGAAGGAAACGUUCCAACUCCAUCGCUUUCCGAAAUCAUUGCUAACGAUUAUGUUGUUCCAUCGAAACCAACUAAAAAAACCGAAGGAUUGCGUGAUGAUUUGGAUGACAUCGACGAAAAUGAUGUCGGUGAAAAACGUCGUCUAGCCUUCUUGGAUUUGAUGAUUGAAUCAGCGAAGAACGGCGCAAAUCUAAGUGACGAAGACAUUAAACAGGAGGUGGACACGAUUAUGUUUGAAGGACACGACACCACAGCGGCCGGUUCAAGUUUCGUUUUGUGCUUGUUGGGCAUUCAUCAAAACAUUCAAGAUCGCGUAUACAAGGAAAUUUAUCAAAUCUUUGGUGAUUCAGAUCGCGAAGCAACCUUCAAUGAUACAAUGGAAAUGAAAUAUUUGGAACGCGUCAUUAUGGAAUCAUUGCGUUUAUAUCCACCAGUGCCAAUGAUUGCCCGUAAAGUGAAUCAAGAUAUUCAAUUGGCUUCAGAAGAUUAUAUUGUACCGGCUGGUACCACAGUCGUUGUUGGAACCUAUAAAAUCCAUCGUCGCCCAGACAUUUACGCCAAUCCGGACCGUUUCGAUCCCGACAAUUUCUUGCCGGAACGCACACAAAACCGUCAUUACUACAGUUUCAUUCCAUUUAGUGCCGGUCCACGAAGUUGUGUCGGUCGUAAAUAUGCCAUGUUGAAAUUGAAAGUGUUGCUUUCGACCAUUUUGCGUAAUUACCGAAUUAAAUCAUCGUUGACCCAAGACGAUUUCAAACUUCAAGCCGACAUCAUUUUGAAACGUACUGACGGUUUCCGAAUUGAAAUUGAACCACGGAAACGUGUUGUCGUUUAGAAUUUUUUUUUAAUUAAUCGAUUAGUCAAAAUAUAUAUCAAAUUCAAGCGUUUUAGCAUAUAAGUGAUGGAGAAAGUUUACUAGCAUUUUAGAAAAAAAAAGAAUCCUUCAAGUAGGCUAAGUAUAGUUAUCGCCGGAAUAUUUAUAAAUAUUCGAAAUCUUUAAGUUCUCGUAGUUAUAAGAUUUUGUUUAUAGCAUUUAAAUUAAUUGUGACCAACAAUCACGUUUGUGUCAUUCUACGUAGAAUGUGCAAUGGCGCUGGUUGUAAAUGGACGGUUUAAAUGUCUCAGCAUGCUCUAUAUAUAAUUUAUUCGCUCGAAUGGAAAACCGAAAAUAUUCCAUAGCCUUUAGUUUUAAUAUUCAAAGCAACGUCGCACAAAGUGACAGGGAAAAAUUACAAAAAAAUGAACGAAUAUACAAUUAGCAAUUGAAUUAAAUCAUUCAAUUCAAAACUGAACAGAAAAA
Molecule: messenger RNA, 2553 nt
Organism: Contarinia nasturtii (swede midge)
Lineage: Eukaryota; Metazoa; Arthropoda; Insecta; Diptera; Cecidomyiidae
Product: cytochrome P450 4g15-like
Exons: 7
Coding region: 412-2088 (558 amino acids)
Molecular function (GO): heme binding; iron ion binding; oxidoreductase activity, acting on paired donors, with incorporation or reduction of molecular oxygen
Source: RefSeq, a predicted model, not a curated record